CUUGUGGGAAUUGUAGUCUGAUUUGCUUGAGCCCUUCGUUGUGACGUGCCAGGCGAAACUACAAGUCCCAGAUUGUUUAAGGCGGAAGUAGCGAGACAAAACACGGCUAGGCUACAGCACAACACGGCAGAGAAGAUGACGCGUGUUGUUAAAAAGAGAAAACUGGACGAAAUCCGACAGGAUAGGCUUUAUUUUGACAGCUAUUCCGAUGUGACUAUCCACGAGGAAAUGAUAGCGGACCACGUCCGAACCAACACGUACCGGACGGCGAUACUGAAGAACAGUGAGUCAAUUCGGGGGAAAGUUGUUCUGGACGUCGGGGCAGGAACCGGCGUUUUGAGCAUCUUCUGUGCUCAGGCUGGAGCUAAAAAGGUGUACGCCGUGGAGGCCUGCUCAAUAGCGGAGCAAGCCCAGAUAACAGUCAAACACAACAACAUGGAGGACAGAAUUGAAGUCAUUCGAGGAACAGUGGAGACAGUGGACCUGCCGGAGACCGUGGACGUGAUAGUGAGCGAGUGGAUGGGUUAUGCCCUCCUGCACGAGUCCAUGCUCAACUCGGUCCUCUAUGCACGCGACAAGUGGCUGAAGCCGGGCGGCAUCAUUCUGCCGAGCAAAGCCGAACUCUACAUCACACCUGUUAUUGACCCGGUAGUGGAGGACCGCCUGCACUUCUGGUACACAGUCAAGGACCAGUACGGAGUGGACAUGUCCUGCAUGUCCGGCUUCGCCCGGAAAUGUAUCAUGAACUCAGACAUCACUGUUAGCUCUGUGACCUGCGAGGAUGUUCUCUCCCACCCGGCCCGCUUCGCCGAGCUUGACCUGCACUCGGUCACCCCGGAGGAGCUGCGGUCCGUGAAGGGCCAGUUCAGGUGCGAGUCGUUCGGCUCGUCGGCAGUGAACGCAUUCUGCGUUUACUUCACGGUGACUUUCCCUUGCCCGGAUAGCACGGCUCCCCUCGUUCUCUCCACGUCUCCGUGCAAACCAGAGACACACUGGAAGCAAGCGGUGCUGUACCUGGACGCUCCGGUGGAAGUGGUGCAGGACACACCGAUUACUGGAGAAGUCAGGAUGUACCCCUCAGAGGAAAACGCCAGGCAUAUAUGUAUCCACGUGGACUACUCUAUAGGAGAGCAGAAACGACACUCCAAGACUUUUUCCAUCCCUGAUUGGAGCUCUGAGGCUCAGCCAUAGCGUGCCAUCAACACCAAAAUGCACUUCAUUCAUCAUGUGUCACACCCGAAUGCCCGAGUCCUCUUAUUAUGUCAUGGUUAUCCAUGGAUCUUAAAAUUCCUGUGAAAAUGAGACAGUGGUUUCACUUUAUAAUAUAUUGGGAAAAAUAUAAGAUCACAGUAGGCUUCCCCAGCAAAUGAAUGGACAGCUGCAGAUUAAGACACAGAAUAAAGAUUGGCCAAAGAAUUGAACCUUUUUGUGCAUGCGCAUGUCUAAAAAGUAAAAACACAUUUUCUUUAUUUAGUGUUUGGUUUUAAUUUUGUGUGUGUGUUUAGUUCUUUUACAAUUAAUUAAUUGAUUGAAUCAUCCAUUAAAUAGCCCCUGAACUACAAAAGGAAAA
This is a messenger RNA of Oreochromis aureus, 1570 nucleotides long. It is a transcript of the gene prmt6, whose product is annotated as protein arginine methyltransferase 6. Gene Ontology annotation, molecular function: protein-arginine N-methyltransferase activity. The record is from RefSeq and is a predicted model, not a curated record. NCBI's taxonomy places the organism in Eukaryota, Metazoa, Chordata, Actinopteri, Cichliformes, Cichlidae. Bases 136 to 1191 code for a protein of 351 amino acids. Gene Ontology annotation, biological process: peptidyl-arginine methylation. The transcript has a single exon.